This is a messenger RNA of Engraulis encrasicolus (European anchovy), 9622 nucleotides long. It is a transcript of the gene phf21ab, whose product is annotated as PHD finger protein 21Ab. Gene Ontology annotation, cellular component: histone deacetylase complex. Gene Ontology annotation, biological process: negative regulation of transcription by RNA polymerase II. The transcript has 19 exons. Lineage: Eukaryota; Metazoa; Chordata; Actinopteri; Clupeiformes; Engraulidae. Gene Ontology annotation, molecular function: chromatin binding. The record is from RefSeq and is a predicted model, not a curated record. The coding region runs from base 537 to 3539 and encodes 1000 amino acids.
CACCGUCACAGAAAGUAGUUCUGUUGUAAAACACAUUUUCUUUCAGUUAUUUAACCCAUCUUUCAGCACAUACACCCCAUUCAAACUCACUAUACUACUUUGUAGGAGAUCCAACGUGUUGGGACGGUAAAAUAACCUUUGUACAGUCCACUUUCCUUACCCCCUUCCUCUCCCUCUUCCUGCGCGCAUUGAUAAUUCUGGUGCUGUGGCUGUGGUGAAUGAGAUUGAAGAAGAGUUCUUGUUUUGUAUCUCAGUUUCUCUCUUUUUUAAAACAUAAAUUCAAUUUGAAGAAAUUACAAAAUAAAAUAGACAAACUGGACGUUACCAAAUGUAGGCUUGUGAACCCGCUAGGGUAGUAAUUCUACCGGCGAUCCUGUAUCGACUUGGGGUGUUUGAAAAUAUUUAUUUAAAUAAUUUGUGAGGAGAGAAGGACUACUGCUCAAGUGAGUAGAGGAGGGGAGCUGGAGGGAGGAGCCCAGAUCAUUGGCCAGGUGGCAGACGGUAUUCUCGCGCUCUCUGUUCCACUGACGGCAUUCAUGAUGGAGCUGCAGAGCCUACAGGAAGCUCUGAAGGUGGAGAUCCAAGUUCAUCAGAAACUGGUUGCUCAAAUGAAGCAGGAUCCUCAAAAUGCUGACCUGAAGAAACAGCUCCAUGAACUCCAGGCCAAGAUCACUUCUCUGAGUGAGAAACAGAAAAAGGUGGUGGAGCAGCUACGCAAGGACCUGAUGGUGAAGCAGGAGCCGGAGCUGAAGCUGCAGCUGCAGACUCAGACAGCCCUGCCCCUGCAGACGGCCCUGCAGAGCCAGACCACUCUGCCCCUGCAGUUGCAGACGCAGAUCCCAGACACCAAGCACCUUCAGCUACAGCUCACCGCGACACCGGCCCAGCAACCCACGCCACCACAGAACACAGGGGUGCAACAGAAGACCCUGACGGUCACCCCCCUACUCACCACCAAGACGCUACCUCUUGUGCUGAAAGCUGCCACCACCAUGCCGCCUGCUGCUGCGAUGCCCGUGAUGCCAGCUGCAGCUGCCGGGCCCGGCCAGUGCCCGCCCACGUUGGCUAUGGUGACCACCGCCCUCGGCGGCGUGCCCGCCAAGCCAAUGGCCAACUCCGAUUCGCCAGUCACGGCCACCCCCAUGAACCUGCAGUUGGCUGCUGGCAAAUUGACCAGUCAGAACUCGGACCACUUACGCAUCAUCGCCAAGAACGCCAUUGUGGUGCAGGCCGCCACCACCACCACCUCAGCCCAGCCAAUCAAAGUUCCUCAGUUUGUCCCUCCUGCUAGAGCCACACCUCGGCCCGCCUACCUGCCUCAGGUAAGGCCCAAACCUCCGGCAUCCAACAACAUCGUGCCCAUCGCCCCUGCUCCUGGCCCCACCUCGUGCCCUCCCCCUCCCAUGGUUGCCGCGCCGACACAGAUGCUCCAACGGCCUAUCAUGUUGGCCACCAAGCUAAGCCCCACCUCUCUGUCACAGACCACCACACCAAUCCAUCAGGUGCGCAUUGUCAACGGCCAGACCUGCGCCGCCCUGGCCACCAAGAGCCCGCCCAGCGGACAAGUGACCGGCAUCGUCACCAUCAGCGCCCAGCCCGCUCCCCAGCUGCAUAUCAGUAGCCUCCCCACAGACACCAAGACUGUUAAAUCUCAGGAGAGGGCCGAGCCGGUUCGGGGAACCAGCACCCCAUCCUCCACUCCCCCGCCUCCCCCACCUGCAGCCAAACCCAGACGAGAGGAGAACCCUCAGAAACUUGCCUUCAUGGUGUCACUGGGACUGGUAACGCACGACCACCUGGAAGAGAUCCAGAGCAGGAGGCAGGAGCGGAAAAGAAGAACAACAGCCAACCCUGUCUACAGUGGCGCAGUGUUUGAACCAGAGAGGAAGAAGAGUGCUGUGACCUACCUGAACACACCGCUCCAUCAGGGCACCCGGAAGAGAGGUCGCCCUCCCAAAUACAGCAACAGUGGCGUGGAGCACAGCGCCGCUCCACCUGCCAUUCGCCCCCCCACCUGCGGCCCGCCCGCCUCCCUCACCCCCGAGCGCCUCGACCCGGGGGGGCUGACCUUCCCCGCACACCCCCACCACACUCUCCCUCCACCACCCCCUCCCAGCACCGGGGAAGGAGACCUCCAUGAGGACUUUUGUGCCGUGUGCAGGCGCAGCGGCCAGUUGCUCAUGUGUGACACCUGUUCCCGGGUCUACCACCUACCCUGCCUGGACCCUCCUCUCAAACACAUUCCCAAAGGCAUGUGGAUCUGCCCCCAAUGCCAAGACCAGAUCCUCAAGAAGGAGGAUGCUAUUCCCUGGCCUGGAACACUUGCGAUCGUCCAUUCCUACAUUGCGUACAAAGAAGCUAAAGAGGAGGAGAAGCAGAAGCUGAUGAAGUGGAGUGCGGAGUUGAAGCUGGAGAGAGAACAGCUGGAGCAGAGAGUCAAACAACUCACCAACUCCAUUACGAAAUGCAUGGAGACCAAGAACACCAUCCUGGCCCGUCAGAAGGACAUGCAGGCCGCGCUGGAGAAGGUCAAGCACCUUAUCUGCCUCAUACAGAGCUUUGAGCGAAGCCAAACAACCCUGCAGCCCGAACCCGCACCUUCUCAACCCUCACAAGCCGAGGAAUCCUCAACGGCAGUCACCCCAGAGGUCAAGAUGGACGUGGCGACCUUGGAGGUCAACAUGGAGGUUUCCUCGGGAACCGGGACGGAGGUCGCCUCCGAAAGCACCUCCUCCGAGGCUGCAGUCGUGGUUGAUUCAGAGGUCAACUCUGAUGUUGCCAUGGAGGUCAGCACAGAGGUCGUCUCAGAGGUUAGCACAGAGGUUGCGGCAGAGGUCCACAUGGAAGUCACCUCAGAAGACAAGACGGAAGUCUUAGUCACCUCAGGUGUUGACUUGGCGACUGUCUCUGGUGUUGCCAUGGAGACGGUCUCAGCUGUCAUCAUGGAGGUUACACCUGGUGUCGCCAUGGAGAAUGCCUCUUCUGUCGUCAUGGAGCUUACCUCGGAAGUGAAUAUGGAGGACGUGUCCCAAACGGACAGUGCUGAGCCUACCUCUCGGGCUGAGCCUGGUUCUGAGGCUACACCAGAAGCUCAGGUGGUGGAGCCACCUGGUUCUGAGGUGGGAUCCGUGCCUGAACUACAACUCGUUCAGUCAGAGGCUAGUUCUGAGGCAGAACCUGCUUCUAAAUUACCACCAGGUACUGAGGUGAAGGCUGGGACAAAGGUGGAGGCUGACGCUAGUUCUGAGCAGCAGAGUAGUACUGCUGACGCUGAAGCCUCUGGUACGUCAACAGAACCUAUGAAGGUUUCGACCAAUGGAGAGACAGGACCUCACAUAGAGAGCUCAGUAGACAGCCACUCAGGUGCUGUGACACCCGAGGCAGCCGCACCUCCACUGCCCAGUAGCAGUCCUGAAAAAGUGGACAGUGUGGGGUUGGGGGAAGGGGUAGAGAAAUCUGACCAGAACAACUCCAGUAAUGGCAAAACCUUGCAACAGCUCCCCGAGCUCCCUCAGAAUCAAGCGGAGUCCCUUAAAUAACAGACGGCCUCUUCCUGACAACUCCCACAGAACUCCACUGCACCCAAGAGUGGUGCACUACGUUGCCAAUCUCUAUAUAUAAAUAUGAGUAUAUAUAUAUUUACAUAUAUAUAUGUGUAUGAACAGUUUUCUUCUUAUUUGGUUGGACUGGUUCUGUAAGGCCUUGUCAGCAGCACAUCCUGGGUCUGUGAUUGCAUACAUAGACCACAGUGCCCUCAUUGUAAGACUGUCAUGCCAACCUCUGCCCAGUGGGGGGCACCGAGUUGGACCAGUGUGGGGUGGAGCAUCCCACCAGCAUGUGCCUGCAGCUGAUUACCCUGAAACCAGGAAGUGGCCCAUAGAUUGGUCGAUGUGAUCUGUCAACCACCACCGACACCAGGUGUUGACCCAUGAUUGAUUGCUAAGUAACAACUGAAACUAGGGAUGGCUUGUGAAUUCCUGCUGCAGUCCAUCGGUUGGAUAGGCAGAUUGGUUUCAGUGAUCUCCCCUCAGCCACGUCUAAGACUGGCUGGUCGGUGAGUUGCAUAAGCCUUUUGGGUAACAUCUGCAGUCAUUAGGGUGACUGACUUGGUAGGUAAGUCUCCUACUCCAGCAGGAGCAGGUUGCACAUCGCCCACUAGAUCCCACACAUUCGCCCAUGUGGCUCCAUGUGUCCUAAAAAGGUGUCUGUUCACUGACAGGAAAGCAUCAGUAUUUGCUGUCCAGGCUUCAGGGCAAUCGCUGAGGUUAGAAUAGCUACUUCCUCAACACCAGUGGAGGCACCACAGCAGAGAGAAGAGAAAGCACUGAGGAGAAGCUGGUCUUUAGCCUCCAGCGAGACUAACGCAAGGGGACGUCCCAUAGGGGGGAAAAAAUCCAGAACAAUAGUUGGAGACGUCACGUGGGAAGAUCUCGAAAGGACAAUGUGUUAGAUUAGUUGUCAAAAAGAAUGACGUUUUGAAAAAAAAGGAAAAACAAUAUGGUGUUGGUCCUGUGUAGUGAACACUUUUUGUGUGUGAAUUGGUGUAUCAGUCCUGAGCGCUAAAUGUGGACAGUUGCAACCUUUGCAACGCCACGGUCACAGUAUGGCUUUACGGUGUCAUUCUGUCAUGGUAUGACACCAUGUCCAUUUCUGGGGAGUAUUGUUUUUUUUACAUAGAGGUGAAAAUAUGCAGGUCUUCCUAGUCUUCAGAAGUACAAGUGCUUUUUUGUUAGAUAAGUCAUGAAGUACAAGUGCUUCUUUUGUUUGAUAAGUCAUUCAUUUUUGAAAGGUGUUGACUGGUGCAGAUGGUGUAGACUCCUGGUCUAGUGGGAGGCCUUAGGCUUCUGAAGAAGGCCCAUGUUGGCUUUUGAACUGCCAAAUAUUUUUGUAUCCAAGUCAAAAAAAAAGGACACGUUCUUUUCUAAGGACCAGGUCAGACAGUAUCAAUUCUCAUUUACAUUAGCAUGAAUGUUGCACUGUCAUUGCUAACACGUGUGCUUUCCAAAUUUCUGUCUAAUUUGAUGGUUGAAAAGGGGAUGCAUAUAUUGCUGCAAUCUCUGAACCUAAAGCACAAAGUUGGAAGAAAAAGUGGAGAUUGCAUACACACUUGCAGUUGCAGACACACUUGAACAUUUUUCCUGCUUUUACGUCAAGUGUUAGCGUGUGUUUGUGAACGUAGACCUUAUUGUCGAUUCUGUAUCUUGUUCUGCGCUUGCCAAUAAUUCCUUAAUGUCCUUAAAGAAGUUGGAGACAAGGCCUUGUCCCAGCUUUACUUAUCAGUGCAGGGAGUGCUUAUAUACUCUCCCUCCCAUCUAGUCCCAACGUUAGACCCUCUUACAGAAACGGCUCCUGACCGUAUGCCACUGAAUGACUAUCCUCUUCAUGUUAGUCAAUGCAUUUCCCCACCGUUAACAAUUAACUCUGACACAAUCCUGAUGUUAGUACCUCGUUAGAACAGCUUUGGUCCACCAGAGGUCCCGGUAGUCUAAAUGUGUAGAUACUCCUUAGUCUUUUGUUUAACCACAUGACUGAUGCUAACAUGGCUUGCAAUCCUCCUUUCCAUGGGAAUCAGCACAGCUCUUUUUGACAUCAUUGGUUAGAUUACCUUGGGCUUUUUGUGAGUCUUUAUAAUGAAGUCCUGACACUAGGCUGGACUCGUCAUCUGCCCUUAGGCAACUGCAGCAGAUCCUCCAAGGAAAUCUUGAAAUGGCUCUGAUGUGAGGCCUGACAGUAGUCUUCCCCUUGUAGUCAUCCUGAUGCAAGUCCUGGUGAGUUGUCAAAUCAAUAACAGACAAAUAAAAACCUAACUCUAUCAGGUUCUGGCCCAAAGUUUGGAAUGGUCUUUUCCUUGCAUAUCUCAGCUACGUUUACUUGUAGCAUCAGGUCCAUGAAUUCAUAGUCUGAACAAAUUCUGCUGUCGUUUGUUCUUUGUAUUGCCGAUCUGUGUUUGACCGAUUCUUACAUUCCUUAACUGGAAACCUUUCCCCAUAGUUUGGAAUUGACCAGUCCUUGCAUUCCUUGAUUUGAUUUAGCCAAGCGUGACAUUCCUGAACUGGAAAAUCUCAGAAAAUCAACUUCAUUUCUCGGUCUCUCUGUGCCAGUAGUGGGUUCUAGUUUUUGUCCAUUUCUGGUCUUUCAGCAUCCCUAAAUUGACCGCUCGUGUGUCUUGUCUUGUUGAAGUAUAUCUGUGCAGCUGGCGGUGUGUAUCAUGUUUACAUUAAUUCAUGACCAAUUAACAUAUCCUAAAAAUGCUUUGGAUCAAGGGGGAAACUAGGGCCAAGGACCAUGGCCAACAGUGGUUUCUCUUAAAAUGUUAUUUGAACAGGUUCUUGAUGUAAUUGCACAAUUUAGAAAAAGGGGAUGCCGUUAUAAUGUAGGUACCGGGGGGGAUGAUGGGACCAUUGGUCAUCAUUGCAAUUUGUUAGGAGCUUUGACUUUGUACUUCGGUUUUGAGAUUUAGUGGCAAGAGCUAAGAUAAAUGGGUGGUUGCCCUCAUUGAAAUAACGACUAACGGCGGAAUUAUUACUGUUGCAAAUGAGCUGCAAACUUGCACAUUCAGUACUGUGAAAUUGCAUAUCUUCAUCUCACACGCAUUGGCCUGUGUCUUGGACAUCUUAUGGUGGGAGUGGUGUAUGUCUGCUAUUUUGUGUCCCACUUUGAACCCUCAUGUUCUGUUUGGAGCAACAUCACAUUCCCAUGUUGAAAGAUUCCCUUCUAUUCCUCAGUCAGAUCGUGUUCCACAAAUAGGUACCCAGAGUGCCUUGCCCCGCCCUCCUCUUUAAAAUGCCCCGCCUUCUUAAAUUGCCCAACUUCUAGUCUCCGCCUCCUGAAGUGCUCAUUUGUGGUUUCUCCAGCUGCACUGUGAGUUCCAUGGCCAUCUCCCUAAAGACAUCCAUGCACCUUGAUCACUACUCCCCUUAAAUAGUACACCCCUGUGAUGACCACUAGCCCCUUAACACCCCACCCCUGUAGAAAGACUAAGCAAUCCCCCUCCAUGGGACCUGAGAUCAACUCCCAUUCAUUGUGGGUUUUUCUUUCUUUUUUUCCUUUUUUUGUGCAUUUUUUGGUACCAUGGAAAAGCAUGUCUUAAGCGGUCCAUCAUCACCACUUUCCUUAUAUACCAGGGCCAUGGCUCCUUGGAUCACCACUUGGUGAUAUGAUCACCCCUACAUUGCACGCCCCUUUUAACCACCGUUCCUUUUACUUUCCAUGCCUCUUUGACCACCAUGCCCCACUAUGGUGGCCAGUCAAUCCCUGUUGAGAUGUGUUUCCCCAUCGAGUCUGGCUUCCCCCCUGGUCCUGAAGUUUAGAUCUUAAAGCACAUCCUGCUGCUCAUGCUCUGUAGUGAGUCGGGCUCUGAGAGAGGUGCUCUUGUCGCCAAGAACCCCAAGGGGUGCACGUAGCUGUGGUGUUAGCCGUUAGCUUUGAGUUGAUUUGAUGAAACUGCCUUAAGUUAUUUUUAUCCAUGAUGAAAUGUCCAACAUUUUAAAAGGAAAGGAGGAAAACUAAAAUAAAAUAAAAACUGAGGUGGCUUAAGAGUCUUAAAUUGUGGUUAAUGUGAAGGUGUGUGUAACAAGAGGUGCUUCAACUUAAGCCACCAUCUCUACAGUUUGCGAGAUCAAACUCAAGUGUGAACAUUUUUAUUUUUAUUUCUUUUGUAAGUGGAAACUACUUAGGUGUAAUUUGUGUACAUAUUGACCUUCAUGUAUGCACUUUUUAUAGCCCAGUUUGUUUUUAGUUGGCCUCCUGUCUUGAGCGCCUUGGUCUGUCUGCCCCCCCCCCCAUACGUUAGACUCAGACCAGGGAGUGAAAAGUCCUAUCUCAUUCUCAGGUCCCAGUGCCGAGACCGACUCCUCUACAAACACCGCCCCUCCCCCUCUCUCUCACAGACAAACAAACACACACGCACCUGACGUCCUGAGGAGUGCCUGUGCUUCUGGAAAUAUCUACACACCUCUUGUUAUUAGUCCUCAUGGCCACAAUCUUUCAGCCUCGCAUUCCCCUCUCACUGACUCAUUCAUUAGCUCACUCUGGGCUCACUUUGCUUUGGGUAUCAUCAGGUGAAUUCACUUCAGACUGUGAAGAACUCUUAUUGUUGGUUUUGACGAGCUGCCUGUUAUUGUUACCCGAUCUGUGAUCUGACAAGAUGGAAAGGUCACAGAAGGGUCCCCCGGAGAGCAUGCCUUUUUUAUGCAAGUGUUUUUAUAUACGAUUAUUUUCAGGUCUCUCUUUUUUAAUAUGCAUUUUACUUUUAUUGUUCAUGUUAAAGCUUUAUGCAAAAGUGUAUCUCCAUUUAUUUUUUUGUUGUUUUCUAUAAACACACUGGCAACAUAAUGCCAAAUGUAAAAUGUCGAAAAACAGACUUGUCAUUCUCCAGGAAUGUGAUGAUUUUAAAAAGAACAACAAAAAAAACAUUUCAGAUGCAGCAUCUCAGAGCCUGUGCGUGUGCGAGCGUGUUUUCAGUCAUGCGGUCAUCCGACUCUUGUCACAUGCAGGAGUGUGUCUGUGUGUUGUAUCUUAAAGUUAUUGCAGGAAAAUUAGACACUCUCCAUUCGACACUUACUUUGACAUCAGUAUACCCAAAGAGAUGGACAAUUCCCUGUUAUUUUGGCCAUUGGAAUUGUAUUCAUCCCAACACUUACAUGCCCUGCACACAUAGAUUACGCCGUUUCUGGGACACUUGAGUUUCAUGCAGUCACAAGCCAUCAUGUCAAAGCAAGGACCGGUCGUGGGCAGCAUGAAGGCAAAUAUGAUGUUUCAGAGUGGGGUGGGCUAAGAGAGACCGUGUGUAUGUGUGUUGUUUUGGGGAUGAGGGGGAUAUAGGGGAUUGGAAGAUGGGGGGCAAGGGAGGAAUUCUAAUGGCGGGGUGCUGCCUUUCUUGAACCUUGUCUCAGCCCCCCUUGUUUGGGCAUUCCAUGGCCUUUUUUGACUUUCUAUUUUGUACAUGGCACAUCUGACUACAUUCCACGACUUUUUUUUGGUUUUCUGUUUUGUUUUUAUGUUGAUGUCAUGUCAUUACUGUGGCCUUGUCUUCUGAUGCAUUUCAUCUGAUGUUGUAAUAAUACUGUUGACAUCCUCACCGGUGUAGCCCUGAGCGCGUGCGGUACCUUGUUUGCAGGACACACAAUUGACUUUUUCAUGUAAAUUGUGCAAAAAAAAGGAUUUUAAAAAAGAAGAAAAAAACCUCUUCCACUUGGUUUCCUCUCAGAUGGGGCCGCACAGUAGCGAUAUUAUAAACCCUGCUCAGCUGCUGCGCUGAACUCUGUGUAAAUUGUUUAUUACACAAUCUGGAUAUUUGUAAAAUUGUUUGUAUUUUUUCAUGAUGAUUUUAAAGAGAUAAGAAGUGUGAUUAUUUUUUGACUUUCUGUUACAGAUCUUUCUUUGUUUGUUUUUUUUUGUUUGUUUUUUUUUUCGUUUUUUAUUUUGCGUUGGCCUGACAUUGUGAGUGAACCUGCUGGGUUUCUUACCUCCUCUCGAGCCGCUGUGAUAAGUUAUUUGUAUGCAGUGUUUAGAAAAAAAAUACUGUAGGGAACGUGGGGAUAAGUUGAUAUUAGGAGCAUUUGAUCAAUUUGUAUUUAUUUAUUUUAUCAUUUUGUUAAUAAAUUGUUAAAAUGAAUCAUUA